UCUAGUUCUGCCUUGCGACCCGCCCCCCCCCCGUCCCCCCCUGUCCCCCGCGCGCUCCUCGGCGCAGGGAGGUCCCGCCCCGCGUGCUGGACGCGGCAAAAUGGUGGUAGCAGAGGAGGUGAGCGGAGGGUUUCCCGCGGCAGGUUUCUGACAGACUUGUCCACAAGAAUUCAACUGGCAAGGCUGCUUUUCUGUGCUAAAACUGGGGAGCUGGUGGGCACCAUGAAGAUCUUCUGCAGUCGGGCCAAUCCGACCACGGGGUCUGUGGAGUGGCUGGAGGAGGAUGAACACUAUGAUUACCACCAGGAGAUUGCAAGGUCCUCCUAUGCAGAUAUGCUACAUGACAAAGACAGAAAUGUAAAAUACUACCAAGGUAUCCGGGCUGCCGUGAGCAGGGUGAAGGACAGAGGACAGAAGGCCUUGGUUCUCGACAUUGGCACUGGCACGGGACUCUUGUCAAUGAUGGCGGUCACAGCAGGCGCCGACUUCUGCUAUGCCAUCGAGGUUUUCAAGCCUAUGGCUGCUGCUGCUGCGGAGAUUGUGGAGAAAAAUGGCUUUAGAGAUAAGAUUAUGGUUAUCAACAAGCAUUCCACCGAGGUGACUGUAGGUCCAGAGGGUGACAUGCCGUGCCGUGCCAACAUCCUGGUCACAGAGUUGUUUGACACAGAGCUGAUCGGGGAGGGGGCGCUGCCCUCCUAUGAGCACGCACACAGGCAUCUUGUAGAGGAAAAUUGUGAGGCCGUGCCCCACAGAGCCACCGUCUAUGCACAGCUGGUGGAGUCCAGGAGGAUGUGGUCGUGGAACAAGCUGUUUCCCAUCCGCGUGCAGACCAGCCUCGGAGAGCAGGUUAUCGUCCCUCCUGUGGACCUGGAGAACUGCCCUGGCGCACCCUCUGUCUGUGACAUUCAGCUGAACCAGGUGUCACCAGCCGACUUUACAGUCCUCAGCGAUGUGCUGCCCAUGUUCAGCAUAGACUUCAGCAAGCAAGUCAGUAGCUCAGCAGCCUGCCAUAGCAGGCAAUUUGAACCUCUGACAUCUGGCCGAGCUCAGGUGGUUCUCUCGUGGUGGGACAUUGAAAUGGACCCUGAGGGGAAGAUCAGGUGCACCACGGCCCCCUUCUGGGCACACUCAGACCCAGAGGAGAUGCAGUGGCGGGACCACUGGAUGCAGUGUGUGUACUUCCUGCCACAAGAGGAGCCUGUGGUGCAGGGCUCAGCGCUCUGCCUGGUAGCCCACCAUGAUGACUACUGCGUGUGGUACAGCCUGCAGAGGACCAGUCCUGAAAAGAAUGAGAGAGUCCACCAGAUGCGCCCCGUGUGCGACUGCCAGGCUCACCUGCUCUGGAACCGGCCUCGGUUUGGAGAGAUCAAUGAUCAGGACAGAACUGAUCGAUACAUCCAGGCUCUGAGCACCGUGCUGAAGCCAGACAGCGUGUGCCUGUGUGUCAGCGAUGGCAGCCUGCUCUCCGUGCUGGCCCAUCACCUGGGGGUGGAGCAGGUAUUUACAGUCGAGAGCUCAGCAGCUUCUCACAAACUGUUGAGAAAAAUCUUCAAGGCUAACCACUUGGAAGAUAAAAUUAACCUCAUAGAAAAACGGCCGGAAUUAUUAACAAGUGAGGACCUGAAGGACAGAAAGGUCUCUCUCCUCCUGGGCGAGCCGUUCUUCACUACCAGCCUGCUGCCCUGGCACAACCUCUACUUCUGGUACGUGCGGACCGCUGUGGACCGGCACCUGGGGCCAGGCGCCGUGGUGAUGCCCCAGGCGGCCUCGCUGCACGCUGUCGUUGUGGAGUUCAGGGACCUGUGGCGGAUCCGGAGCCCCUGUGGUGACUGCGAAGGCUUCGAUGUGCACGUCAUGGACGACAUGAUUAAGCGUGCCCUGGACUUCAGGGAGAGCAAGGAGGCUGAGCCCCACCCACUGUGGGAGUACCCGUGCCGCAGCCUCUCCGAGCCCCGGCAGAUCCUGGCCUUUGACUUCCGGCAGCUGGUGCCCCCACGGCUCCUGUGUGCCGAGGGCACCAUGGAGCUCAGGAGGCCUGGGAGGAGCCACGCAGCAGUGCUGUGGAUGGAGUACCACCUGACACCGGAGUGCACGCUCAGCACUGGCCUCCUGGAGCCUGCAGACCCCGAGGGAGGCUGCUGCUGGAACCCCCACUGCAAGCAGGCUGUCUACUUCUUCAGCCCUGUCCCGGAUCCCAGAGCACCGCUGGGCGGCCCACAGACGGUCAGCUAUGCAGUGGAGUUUCACCCCGACACAGGCGACAUCACCAUGGAGUUCAGGUGUUUGGCCUCAGUGCUGCACCAGCUGGUAGCCUGCCAGGACCUGAGACUGGACACAAGGCAGCUGUCCCAGAGCAGUUACUGAGAUGCAGACCCAGGAAAGUGGCUAUCAGGGGAGCCGGGAGGCAGCCCUGUUCCCUGCACC
Rhinopithecus roxellana (golden snub-nosed monkey) is the source of this 2424-nucleotide messenger RNA. RefSeq names its product protein arginine methyltransferase 7 (gene PRMT7). The transcript is spliced from 19 exons. Gene Ontology annotation, biological process: peptidyl-arginine methylation. Gene Ontology annotation, molecular function: protein-arginine omega-N monomethyltransferase activity. The record is from RefSeq and is a predicted model, not a curated record. Lineage: Eukaryota; Metazoa; Chordata; Mammalia; Primates; Cercopithecidae. Bases 223 to 2364 code for a protein of 713 amino acids.